Molecule: messenger RNA, 1203 nt
Organism: Miscanthus lutarioriparius
Lineage: Eukaryota; Viridiplantae; Streptophyta; Magnoliopsida; Poales; Poaceae
Source: the annotation of a GenBank genome assembly
AUGGGGCAUAGAUGUAAUCUAGAGAAGGAUAUUGCUUCGCACUUUACAUGGGACAGCAACCAGCAGGCAAAUUUCUGGGUUGUAAAAGGGAUGUAUUGGACAGACAAAUUAAUUUCAGAUGGUCAGCUUCACAGCUUGCUAAGGGCAUCUCAAUUGGUGAAAUUUAUGAUGAUAGUGGGCAAUCGUGUGGAGGGGGAUGAGAUGCCUCCUGCAGUGAACAUGGAUUGUGAGGGCAUGUCUAAUGAAGUGCCAGUUGUUGAGAAGAAGAUGGAAUUUGAGGGAUUUGAAUGGUCAGAAAUACCACAAUAUGGAGAAACCAUAGCAGGGCCACCAAUGCCUGAAGAGGAGGAGAAGGAGCACUUCAUGACUAUUGGGUGUGACCCUGAUGGGGAUGAGCCAACCGGAGUAGAUGAAGAGUGGAGAUACUUAAAACCAGUUGAUGCUACAGUUAAUGAUGCACAACCAACAGAAAAUAUUGAAGUAGAGGUGCAGAAAAGAAAGAGGGCAAGGCCUGUUCUGGACUUUGAUUCUGAAUGUGUUCAUGAUGAUGAGGCUACUAUGCUAGAUGAUUAUGCUGCACCUUUCACAACAUAUGACAAAGAGAAUCGGAUCAUUAAUGAAGGAGAUACAUUUGGAGACAAGGACGAGUUCAUCAUGACCUUGAGGACAUAUGCCAUAAAAAAUGAGUUUGGUACUAGGGUUGAACAUAGUGACAAAGAGAGGUACAGGGCAAGGUGUGCUGAUGCAAACUGCGAUUGGAGAAUUUUUGCAAAGAGACUUCAUGGUGGUGACACAUUCAUGGUGGUCAAACUCUCAAAAUUGUAUGAUCACACUUGUCCUAGUUCAGAAACGGUGAAAGGCCAUCAAGCUUCUACAGCCUUGAUAUCUCAAAGAGCAAAACAAAUUAUUCAAGAAGAUCCCACUCUUAGCACAAAGAAGUUACAGAGAAGAUUGGAAAAGCAUUACAAUAUUGAGUUGUCAUAUUUUAAAGUGUGGAUAAACAACUCUAAAUCUGUUGGAGCCUCCACAACUGAUGCUAGGACAUCUAAAGCAGCUGCUGAACCCUCUCCAAUGCCUCAUUCAAGUCCGGGUGUAACAACUAGAAGGAUGUCAUCCAUUUCUCCGACUAGCCCAGGUGUAACAACUAGAAGGAUGGUUGCAAUCUCAUCUGGUGGAAUUAAUCGGAGGCUCAUCAUUGAGUAG